ACUUUGGUGGGAAAUAUGCUCAUCAUCCUGGCUAUCCGCUCCGAUCCUAAACUCCAAAACCCCAUGUAUUUCUUCCUGAGCACCUUGUCCUUUGCUGAUAUUUGCUACACGACAGUUAUAGUCCCCAGGAUGUUAGUGAACUUCUUAUCGGAGACAAAGACCAUUUCCUAUGCUGAAUGUCUGACCCAGAUGUAUUUUUUCCUGGUCUUUGGAAACAUAGACAGUUAUCUCCUGGCAGCUAUGGCCAUUGACCGCUAUGUGGCCAUUUGUAACCCCUUCCACUAUGUCACUGUGAUGAACCACAGACGUUGUAUAUUGCUACUGGUCUUCUCUGUAGCUUUCUCCUGCCUCCACUCCCUCCUACAUGUCCUCCUGGUGAAUCGGCUCAUGUUCUGUGCAUCAAACGUUAUCCAACAUUUUUUCUGUGAUGUCAACCCUGUUCUAAAACUGGCCUGCUCUUCCACUUUUGUCAAUGAAGUUGUGGCCAUGACAGAAGGGACGGCUUCUGUGAUGGCCCCAUGUAUCUGCAUCGUCAUCUCUUACCUAAGAAUCUUCAUUGCUGUCCUCAAUAUUCCCUCAGCGGCUGGAAAAUGCAAAGCCUUCUCCACCUGCAGCUCCCAUCUCACCGUGGUGACUCUGUUUUAUGGGAGUAUUAGCUAUGUCUAUUUCCACCCAUUGUCCAGGUAUGCUGUCAAG
Suricata suricatta (meerkat) is the source of this 696-nucleotide messenger RNA. RefSeq names its product olfactory receptor 1L3-like. Gene Ontology annotation, biological process: G protein-coupled receptor signaling pathway. Gene Ontology annotation, cellular component: membrane. The annotation marks the transcript as partial. The transcript has a single exon. The record is from RefSeq and is a predicted model, not a curated record. Gene Ontology annotation, molecular function: G protein-coupled receptor activity; olfactory receptor activity. Lineage: Eukaryota; Metazoa; Chordata; Mammalia; Carnivora; Herpestidae.